AAAAAAAUUUUUUUAAAGAUGACAGAUUUGGAACGUAAACAACUCCAAUUAGCUCUAAAUGGAUUAAAAUCAAAACAUAUAGAUAAUGUUUCAAUAUGGGAUUUACACACACUUGUACAUUAUCCAAAUUCUGCUGUAGCUGCGCAUUGGGGUCCAGCAUUUUUGCCUUGGCAUAGAGAAUUUUUAAGACAAUUUGAAAUUACUCUACAAAAUGAACAGCCAGAAUUAAUUGGAAUACCUUUUUGGGACUCUACUUUAGAUCAUGGACUUCCUGAUCCUUCUGACAGCGUUCUUUGGUCUGAAGAAUUAAUGGGUAAUGGAAAUGGUUUUGUGAAAAAUGGGCCUUUUAAGGAUUGGAAUACUAAUGUAUUGAUGCCUCUAAGUCCAGUACCUAUCCAAAGAUUAUAUAGGUCUACUGGUGGAAGAAGUUCUGACAGAUUAAUGUCUCCAAAAGAUGUUGAAUGGAUUACAACUCGAAAAAAUUUUAGUCAAUUAACUUUUUGUCAUGACAAAACAUUUGAAUCUAUGCAUGGACUGUCUCAUGUUUGGGUUGGCGGCUUUAUGUUUGUUAUUCGAGUAUCCCCAAAUGACCCAACCUUUUAUUUUCAUCACGCUUUUAUUGAUUAUUUAUGGGAACAAUUUAGACUACAAAAUCAGGAUAGAUAUCAGAGAGAAAAUGAUUAUGCAAUUAAAAACUGUAAUAGAAAUCAUGAAUUUAAUGCACAAAUGAAGCCUUUUAAUUUGCGUAAUAAAGAUGGACUUUCUAAUGAUUAUACAGAUUUUUGGUUUGAAUAUGAACCUGUCCGUCAUUGUUCAAAAGAAUUGCCUUUUUGUGAUUCUAAAUUUCUUUUUUGUGAUAAAUCUUCAUGGCGUUGUCGAAGCAAAAUAGUUUUGGGUGGAAAUUGUACAGGAUUUGUGGGAACAGAAAUAUGUUAUCAAUCAAUUUGUAUACAGAAUGUUUGUCGAUUACCUGCAACUGAAGGAAAUGGAUUUUUAAGAAGAGAGCGUCGUUAUGAUAAUGUUGUUUGGGCAAAAACUUUAAUGUUAACUGAAGGAAGUUUUGGUUUGUCUAGUGGAAUUGCACAUGUAACUGUAAAAGAAGAAUUUAUUGGUGGAAAGGAAAUGACAGCAUUUAUUGAAAGAGAGCCUACAGUUUAUCCAGAAACGAGGGGCCUUUUAUAUUUGCCUCUGCCUAAUCCGAGCGAACCAAAUGUCGAUUUUAAAGUGAGUUUGGAAGCAAGUGAUCAUUAUGGAAGAUAUUGCCAAACUUAUUGUUUGAACUCAACAACAGAUAAAUAUCAAGUUUGUACUCCACAAUUAGUGCUUCGUUCAACGCUAAACUCUCAUUUGUUGACUUCAAAUAUUUCAUUUACUCAUCAAUUAUCUGCUCGUAAAUUUCUUGACAUGGAUUUGUCAGUUCAUCCAAAACUUUGGAAGGUUCACAGCCCUUUUGUUGUAUUUAAUUGUCAAACAAAGCUUCUAAAUUCUGCUAUGGUCAAAGAAAUAACAGAAAGGCUAUCACCACCAAUUGAACAUUUAAUUGCAACACCACAUGUUUGGUUUAGAGUUGGUUUAAUAAUUAAAAGUGGUUCUUCUUCACAAUUAAUUGAUUAUGAUGAAUUUGAGGUUGAAGCAGAAGAAAUUGGUGGAGGUCAUUUUGAAUUUUAUUCAACUUCUCUUCGCCGUGCUCGCUCAGUUUUUGAUCAAGGCAUUUUAUUUUUGAGAGCAAGCAAUCCUUUUUUACAAAAAGGAAGAGAAGUAACUGUAAAAGUUGGUAUACGUAAAGGUGGAGGAGGGCAACGUAUUCAAUGUGAUGCUUUAUGUGAUAGAUCUCAGGUCAACUUUUUAACAUCAAAAAGAACAACAAAUUAUUGUGAUUCAACUGUUCGUUUAAAUGCUGAACCUCAACUUUCUGAAGAUGUAUUUGCAACAGAUUUGAGUUAUAUGCCUUAUUUGGGUUGGAGAAUGAUAGGUCAUCCAUCAGAAUGGAGAUUUCAAAUGCCUUUUUUAUCAUUGUCGUGUUGA
This is a messenger RNA of Meloidogyne enterolobii, 2025 nucleotides long. The record is from the annotation of a GenBank genome assembly. NCBI's taxonomy places the organism in Eukaryota, Metazoa, Nematoda, Chromadorea, Rhabditida, Meloidogynidae.